UCCAACAUUGGCCCCGCCCUUCAUGAGUAGCCAGGAGGAGUUUGCUUUGGCUGAGAGUCUUGAGGUUGUCAUGGCAAUGGCAAUGGCAUCAGCCCCCGAUGCCAUGACAGGCUAUGGCGGCCUGGGGUCCCCUCCCCCUGACCUAUGCCAGGCGUGUGGCCAGAGACACCUCGUAGAGGAGAACCAUGAGUACAUAUACCAAGAAGAAGUGGACGACAACCUCACCUGUCACAUCUGCCUGCAGCCGCUCAUCAAUCCUUUGGACACGCCCUGCGGACAUACCUACUGCCGGGAGUGUCUGACCAGCUUCCUGCUGGAGAGUGACUUCUGCCCGGUGGACCGCACCGCUCUUAUGCUGCAGAGCUGCCGCAAGUCUAGCCUGCUGGUUCACAGGCUACUGGACAAACUGACUGUGUCCUGCCCCUUUACUGAACACUGCAGCGAUACCCUGCUCCGAGGGGAGAUGGAGGGACACAUCAAGAACAGGUGUAAAGGGGCAUCUCACUAUGGCUUAUCUGCCGACAGGAAGCGCCGUUCCCAGGAGGGUGAUUGCACGGACAGCACGUCAGAACUCACCAUUGCCACCCUGCCUGGCGAUGGCCCCGCCUCCGCUGCUGUCGCUCUCCUGUCAGACGAGCCCGGCCUCGUCAACCCCGCCUUUGACCCCAGCAUGGAGGACAACAGCCAAUCAGGCAGUACCACCAGUUUGGCAGCUCGCAGCAGCACCAAGAAGAGUGAGUUCCGAAACUACGACCGUACAUCAGUCCGGUGCCGCUCCUUCAGGCGGUUGAACCGUGCGUUCAGUGUGCUGCGAAGGACCAAGAGUGGGACCUCAGUGUCCAAUGAGACCGCAGAGGAACGAGACAAUGCCAGGAACGCCAGCGUGCCCCAGGAAGUGCUGGCUCUACCCCAGCUCCACCACCUGAUCCCUGAUGGUGAGGUCACCAGUAUUAAAAUCAACCGUGAUCCCUCUGAGCCCCUGGCCAUCAGCAUCGUGGGGGGCAACGAGACCCCCCUGGUGCGUAUCCUUAUCCAGGACAUCUACAGGGAGGGGGUUAUCGCCCGGGACGGACGACUGCUGCCCGGGGACAUGAUCCUCAAGGUGAACGGCAUAGACAUCAGUAACGUGGCCCACUGCUACGCCCUGGCCACCCUCAAGCAGCCCUGCCAGCUGCUCCGGCUCACCGUCCUCCGGGAGCAGCACCACCGCUACCGCUCGCACGCCCACAGCCACCACGGGCACCCCCACGACGCUGCCGGAGGCUACCCGUCCCGCGGCCUGCCCCCGCCGAGGGACGACAGCGUCCACGUGGUCCUGUCCAAAAGCACCCCGGAAGAGCAGCUGGGCAUCAAGCUGGUGAGGCGGCCAGACGAGCACGGCGUCUUCAUCUUCCACCUGCUAGAGGGCGGGCUGGCAGCGCGCGACGGUCAGCUCAGCGUCAACGACCGCGUCCUUGCCAUCAACGGGCACGACCUGCGUUACGGAGCGCCCGAACACGCCGCGUUACUGAUCCAGGCAAGUGAAGAGCGGGUCCACUUCGUUGUGUCGCGUCAGAUCUGCUUACCCACCCCCGACAUACUGCAGGAGGCCCCCUGGGGAAUGGACGGCCCCCCGCCAUACUCGCCCGUGGACCUGGAGCACACGUUGCUGGACUCGUGUGAGAAGCCGGCGUGUUAUGAGAAGACCGUGACCCUGUCCAAGGAGCCCCAUGACUCUCUUGGCAUGACGGUGGCAGGGGGCAUGUCGUCCCGCGGCUGGGACCUCCCGGUCUACGUCACCAACGUUGAUCCCAGCGGAGUGGUGGGGCAGGAAGGAUCCAUCCGCAAAGGUGACAUCCUGCUCAACGUGAACGGAGUGGACCUCACUGGGGUGACGCGGGGCGAGGCUGUGGCCAACCUGAAGAACACCAUCUCCCCUGUGGUGCUCAAGGUCCUGGAGAUGAGGCACCCGGAGGAGAGCCAGCUGGAGUGCCCCUCGCCCACCUGCCUCGCGCCGUCGCCCGGCGACAGCACCAAGCAGAGCCUCGCCACGCUGCCAAACAGCGAUGACUACUCCCCACUGUGGGUGUCAUGGCUGCAGCUGCCCAGGCACCUGUACUGCUGCAAAGACAUUGUGCUGCGCCGGAGCACCUCAGGCAGCCUGGGCUUCAGCAUCGUGGGGGGGCAGGAAGAGGUCAACUGCAAUCAGUCCUUCUUCAUCCGCUCCAUCGUGGAGGGCACACCGGCCUACAACGACGGCAGGAUAAGGUGUGGGGACAUUCUGCUGGAGGUGAAUGGGAAGAGUACGUGGGGGAUGACACACACAGCCCUGGUGCGUCUGCUUAAGGAGCUACGAGGCAAAAUCACCCUGACUAUCGUGUCCUGGCCCGGCAGUCUGCUGUAGCCCUGCUGCAGCCUUGCAGCCACGGGAGGGGCCAACACUGACCAAGGAAUGUGGGCAGAGCUUUGGACUUGCUUAUAAUUGUGAGCCUUAGGUAUGGGUGGGGCAUACACUACUGAAGGCGGACUUUAGAAACCUGAUUCCUGAUGGACAGAUGAGACUUUGCCAGGAGUUCAGUGGGGGCCAACCAAUGAUGUGACCGGAGUUUGACCAAACCCCCGACCCCAGAGACACGGAGUUGGGUGGAUCUGUGACCCCUGGGAUGUACGGAGAAAUCUGAUUGGGUGGCUCAUUCUUGCACACAGCAUCCGAUUGAGCGGCUGGGAGACUGGGAGGGGACACAAGUUGCCAAUUCCAUUAGUUCUAUGUUAGAGUAUGCAUUUAAUUGGACUCGCAUUUCUUUCUUGUAAAUGUUGGAUGUCAAAAAAAAAAUACUGUUUCAAGCACUUGUACUAUGUUUCUCUUUGUUUUUAUGUUUGUUUAAUUGCCUUUGAAUAUAGGCUUUGUUCUGUUUUUACUGAUGGUGGUUGUCAUCUUCAUCUGUUGGACUGAGACACAUUGCCAAGUAGUCGUCUGUGUUGAGAUGUUUUCAGAUGCUGUUGCUAAAUUGUCCAACCACUGGCAUAAGUAUAGAAAAAAUAAUACAUUUCAAAUGUGUUCAUUAUCUGUUCAAAGUAAUAUUAAUAAGGUGACAUCGUGGAGGCCUUACUGAUUUUCCUACUUUUGAGAAGAAAAAAACUGACUAGGUUUCUGUGCGUGUUUCUGUGGGUGAGUCUGGUCUAGGACCAGCUAAUAUGGUUCUCUCUCACACUUCGGCCUGUGUAAUAUAUUUGAUGGUACCUUUGGUAAAAUAAUCAAUAAAGUCAUUUGAAAAGAA
Molecule: messenger RNA, 3257 nt
Organism: Esox lucius (northern pike)
Lineage: Eukaryota; Metazoa; Chordata; Actinopteri; Esociformes; Esocidae
Gene: lnx1
Product: ligand of numb-protein X 1
Exons: 10
Coding region: 23-2383 (786 amino acids)
Biological process (GO): ubiquitin-dependent protein catabolic process
Cellular component (GO): cytoplasm
Molecular function (GO): protein binding; ubiquitin-protein transferase activity; metal ion binding
Source: RefSeq, a predicted model, not a curated record